UGACUCGGUGAGCCUUGAAUGCGAUAUGCGACGAAUGGGAUGGAAUCAAAGACACAGCGGGGAAACCUUUUCGGUUGGGAGAUCGGAAGGCUAGCGAACAAGUGUUCCAAAGAUAAUCGAAUGACAGCUGCCGGUUUUGCAAAUAUGCAAGAUGUGGUCCUUCGCUUCGAUACCCAUACAGAACCUUGCCGGGCCAUAGGAGUUGCUACUCAUGCACAGUUAAGUACCACUCCCUGAAUGAAUAUCUACACUAUGCCCUAACUCUUCCUUGACGUACCAUGCACGCAGACAGAGAGAGGCCGCGCCACUUUUCGCAGCACAGAAGUGGCGCCAAGACCUCUGGGUUAUCAUGUGGCGUAGGCGCGAGUCGCGUUUCAGUGAAUCUUUUUCUGCAGGAUAACAGGACCGGUCUUCCUGCAACAUUAAUUCACCUAGCGAAUGGGAUGCACCUGAAAGCCGAAUAUCACCUGGAUUUCCAUCUCCAAAGCAUUCAUUUCAAGCUGUGCACCAAAGAGAAUCGCUUCAUCAUGUUCUUUUUCGUUCCCAUCAAGCAUGUAAGCGUACAACCACUUUCGCAUCUGAGUCGGGAUAACGGUGGGAGGGUUUAGAAGGGUGCAGUGUGGAAAACGAGACCCUCUGAAAUGUAGCCGAGUCUGUCUGUUGUCAAGUUUGCUGUGCUACAAACAAGUGAAUCUUUUUCGCGAGACUCGUUUUCUGCGCAGCUCAAGGACAUUGCAAUACCCGAAGAGCUAGAUCCCGUCUUCCAUGCAUCCUGCUACGAUCGCGUUCGCAAAUUCGUGCAGAGGCCGCAGCGAGCCGCGGUGCUUCAGGUAGGAGAGAACUGGCGAUUUGUGCCCAAGCGUGAAAAUUGGCACUUCUUCAAUCGCUUGACAGUACAGGCGAAGCCACCAACAAGCGGGGAA
Messenger RNA from Toxoplasma gondii ME49, 923 nucleotides. RefSeq lists its product as hypothetical. Bases 279 to 608 code for a protein of 109 amino acids. The transcript has 3 exons. NCBI's taxonomy places the organism in Eukaryota, Apicomplexa, Conoidasida, Eucoccidiorida, Sarcocystidae. The record is from RefSeq and is a predicted model, not a curated record.